Durio zibethinus is the source of this 2923-nucleotide messenger RNA. Its product is annotated as BTB/POZ domain-containing protein SR1IP1-like. Gene Ontology annotation, molecular function: protein binding. The record is from RefSeq and is a predicted model, not a curated record. NCBI's taxonomy places the organism in Eukaryota, Viridiplantae, Streptophyta, Magnoliopsida, Malvales, Malvaceae.
AACAAAGAAUUGAAGAUGGAAACUUUUGUGGAUAAGAAUGUUUCCCACGUGGUAGCUUCUACCUUUAGCCGCCAAGGGACAUGAAGUCAUCUAAUCUCUUCAACAAAACUCCCUAAACCCACACCACACACUAUUAUCUGCAUCUAUCUUCUUAUAUUCACCUCAUUUCAUUCCUUUAAUACCCAAAAUGCCACUCAUUUUAAAUUUACACCGUACAGACUACCCUCUAGUUUUCUUGGGAGACCUAGUUUUGGGACUUCGCCUAUUCUGAUGAUUGUUUGUAAGGCUGAAGUUGGAUAAUGCAGUUAUUAGAGAGAUGAGCUUCAGCUUGAGCUUCUAUUCUCAUUAUUAGUGGAGCACUUUUUUUAUUUUUUUUUUAAGUUUCAGGUUCUUAUUUAACAUUUGAAAAACAAGGUCAUAAAGAAACAAAACAGUACGGGAAUGUCAUGUUCUCUUGCUUCACCAUAACCUUGUAAAUUAUAAGCACAGUAUCAGAAUUCCUCUGUUCCUAGGCUCUCAUUUUUUAUGAUGUGAUGGAGAUGCAGACAUGAUCAUGAUAAAAUUGCUUCAGCCUCUGCCAUGGUGGAUCUUGAUCAGGAGGAAACUGCACCCAUCACUCUUAACAUGUCCUCUAAAAAGAAGGAGCUUCUGUCCACAGCCAUGAAGAGAACCAGCGAGUGGAUUUUCUCUCAGGAGAUUCCCAGUGAUGUCACUGUUCAAGUUGGAGGAGCAUCUUUUUCACUGCAUAAGUUUCCAUUAGUCUCUAAGUGUGGAUACAUAAGGAAAGUGGUGUCAGAAUCCAAUGAUGCUGAUCUUUCAGUCAUAGAAAUUCCUGAUGUUCCGGGUGGGGCUGAAUCAUUUGAACUUGCAGCUAAAUUCUGUUAUGGGAUAAAUUUUGAGAUAAGCACUGAGAACAUUGCCAUGCUAAGAUGUGCGGCAGAGUAUCUUGAGAUGACUGAGGACUAUGCGGUUGGAAACCUUGUGGGAAGAACUGAAGCCUACUUGAAUGAAGUGGCACUUAAGAGCCUAGCAGGAGCAGUUUCUGUAUUACAUGCGUCAGAAAAUCUCCUCCCUAUUGCAGAGAAAGUUAAAUUGGUGGGCCGGUGCAUAGAUGCGAUAGCAUAUUUAGCUUGCAAAGAGAGCCAGUUUUGUAUGUCUGGCAGGUCUGAGAGUGGCAAUGAAAGUGCAAUGGCUUCAGCAAUCUCUAACUCAAAACCUAUUGUUGAUUGGUGGGCUGAAGAUAUAGCUGUUCUUAGAAUCGACAUCUUCCAACGGGUUCUGAUUGCAAUGAUUGCAAGAGGGUUUAAACAAUAUGCUCUUGGUCCCGUGCUUAUGCUUUACGCACAGAAAGCUCUUAGAGGUUUGGAAAUAUUUGGAAAGGGGAGGAAGAAAAUUGAGCCACGACAAGAACAUGAAAAGAGGGUUGUCUUGGAAACCAUAGUGAGUCUUCUGCCAAGGGAGAAAAAUGCAAUGUCUGUAAGCUUUCUAUCUGUGCUGCUACGAGCAGCAAUAUACCUUGAAACAACUGUUGCUUGUAGACUUGAUUUAGAGAAAAGGAUGGCCUUGCAAUUAGGGCAGGCUGUUCUGGAUGAUCUCUUGAUUCCUGCCUAUUCUUUUACUGGGGAUACAUUGUUUGAUGUGGACACCGUACAGCGGAUCAUGAUGAAUUACCUAGAAUAUGAAACUGAAGGGAGCCAUGUUGGCUAUAAAGAUGAAGAUGAGUAUAUUUCUCCUCCACCAAGUGACAUGGAAAGGGUGGGAAAGCUAAUGGAGAGCUACCUAGCCGAAAUAGCAUCUGACCGGAAUCUAUCUGUCUCAAGAUUCAUAGGUCUCGCUGAACUCAUUCCAGAACGAUCGAGGGUAACAGAGGAUGGGAUGUAUAGAGCCAUAGAUAUCUACCUCAAGGCUCACCCCACCAUAACUGACUUGGAGAGGAAGAAAGUUUGCAGCUUGAUGGAUUGCCAGAAACUCUCUCGGGAGGCAUGUGCUCAUGCUGCUCAAAACGACCGUCUUCCUGUCCAGACCGUGGUUCAAGUUCUUUACUAUGAGCAACAACGCCUUAGAGAUGUCAUGAAUGGAAGCAUCUCAAGUGGAGAUUCCCCUGCCAUUUCUUCCAGAGUGAAUUUAUACCCCACUGAUAUCCACCCAGUUUCAGAUGAACUUUCCAGCUUAAGAAGAGAGAAUCAGGACCUGAAACUAGAACUAGCAAAAAUGAAAAUGAGAUUGAAAGAAAUAGAAAAAUCAUCAUCAGUUAAAUCAGCAGUAAGCAGUCCUAUGGGAAAUAUUCUGCCUUCAUCUGAUAAGCCUCCUUUGCCUAGAAAAUCAUUUAUGAAUUCAGUUUCUAAGAAACUUGGACGGCUUUAUCCUUUUGUUCGGGCGGAUCAUGGAGUCUCAGCUUCCGGUGCCAAAGGUCGAACAAGACCCAGCAAAGAUAGGAGACACUCCAUAUCUUGACACAUUGGCUUGCCUCCAUCACUACUUUUCUGAAGAAUUUAAUGUCUGUGCUGCUUUAAGGCUUGAGAAAACUUGUAGCUGUCAUCUCUCUUUUUCUUCUUUUUUUUUUGGGGUACCAUCUAAAACUCUUGGACCCCUUCUAUAUCUGCUUCUUUUGUGUGGUUUUGCUGUAAAUAAUAUCAUCUUUAUGUUGUUGAACACAUUUAUUCAAAAGAUGUUGAUAGGAAGUAGUAUCAAUGGAGGUUUCAAAACCUAUGAAAUAUGGGUCAUUAAUAUGUACUGAAGGGGUUCGAAUCUUAUCUUAAUCUAAGGUGCCAUUCGGAUUCAGUUGCACCUUCAGUAGGUGCGGUUAGAAUCCUCAACAGGACUGAAAUUAUGUUUUUCAACCUCAUUGGACCACUGUUUUCUCACUGGAUUUCGCCCCCUCCUGUGGAAAUGUUCUUGUCCACAGCAGCUCUCCUUUCCUGUA